This is a messenger RNA of Stylophora pistillata, 1841 nucleotides long. RefSeq names its product WD repeat domain phosphoinositide-interacting protein 2. Gene Ontology annotation, molecular function: protein binding. NCBI's taxonomy places the organism in Eukaryota, Metazoa, Cnidaria, Anthozoa, Scleractinia, Pocilloporidae. The record is from RefSeq and is a predicted model, not a curated record.
UUAUUGUUGAUAUAAUUUAUGAAUUCGACUUGCCAUUUCCACAAAAAGCAAGAAAACUGGAGUGAAAUUCUUCAGUAUUACUGAUGAAUCUUGCUGCUUAUGGCGGGGAUCCAACAGGAAACUUACUCUGUGUCAAUUUUAAUCAGGACUGUAGUUCUCUGGCAGUUGGCUCAAAGGCCGGCUACAAAUUGUUCUCUUUAAAUUCCGUGGAAAAGUUGGAGGAGAUUUACGAUUAUGCUGAGACAGAAGAUAUUUGCAUAGUGGAGAGACUAUUCUCAAGUAGUCUUGUAGCCAUUGUCAGUUUAUCUGCUCCUAGAAAACUCAAAGUCUGUCAUUUUAAGAAAGGAACAGAAAUAUGCAACUACAGUUAUCCCAACACAAUCUUAGCAGUCAGGCUAAACAGAGUGCGGCUGCUCGUUGUGUUGGAAGAAAGUUUAUAUAUUCACAAUAUUAGAGACAUGAAGGUUCUACACACAAUUAGAGAUACACCUCCUAAUCCAUCAGGUCUUUGUGCACUUUCUGUAAACUCUGAUAACUGUUAUCUUGCCUAUCCUGGAAGUAAUCAGAUUGGUGAGGUCCAGAUAUUUGACUGUGUAAAUUUGCGGGCGGUGACAAUGGUUCCUGCCCAUGAUUCUCCUGUUGCUGCUAUGGCAUUCAACAGUGCUGGGACUAAACUAUCAACAGCAUCAGAAAAGGGAACAGUUAUCCGAGUGUUUGCAAUUCCUGAUGGAAUAAAGCUUUAUGAAUUUAGACGAGGAGUAAAGAGGUGUGUGACCAUCAACUCGCUUGCCUUCAGCCAUGACUCGCUGUUCUUGUGUGCUUCGAGCAAUACAGAAACAGUACACAUUUUCAAGCUAGAAGCUCCGAAGAAAGAGCCUACGGAUGAGGCAGGUGGUUUGAUGGGUUACUUUGGCAAAGCGCUCUCUCCUAGCAGUUAUCUCCCAGUACAUGUCGCAGAAGUGUUCAACCAAGAGAGAGCUUUUGCCAGCGUUCGAUUACCACAAGCAGGUCUUAGAAACGUUUGCGCCAUAGCAAUGAUUGGAAAGCUCCCACGCUUGUUGGUCUCCAGUGCAGACGGUUAUCUUUACAUCUACAAUAUCGACCCUGAGGAUGGAGGGGACUGUACGCUGCUCAAACAACAUAGGUUAAUUGGUCAAACUGAAGGCCUUGAAAAACCAUCCACGGAAGAGGAAAGCGCUUCCACCGAACCAAGCCCCUCACCAACGAACAAAGAAGAAGAAUCUCAAGAUUCAAGAGCGCGAGCAUCUUCGCAAAACAGUCAAAACUCCCCAACAGCAGGGGUAUGUGACCCCACCCAAGCCAUUGCGGCUUUUGGUGACUUGCAGGGACCUGGAAACUUAAGACUGGACGAUGAGACUGAGUAUCCACCGCUGACCGUACACAAUGAAUAGAGUCUUCGUCAAAUCUCUCUCUCAGACGUUCUUCGCUUUCUUCACUAUUUAUGCCCAAAACCACUGACCUGCAUUCAACAGCAGAUAUUAUACGGACACAUUUUUAGACUUUAGAGUUCUUGUAGGAUUUCUUAUUCUCUCUUUUGCGUGUUUGUUCUGCGUUUUCUUGUUGAUCUAUCGAAAAUUUUCGCACAGUCGUCGAGCUUGUUCACAGCAAUAUUUGUUUCUUUGAGAAGAAGUAAUAACGUUUUACAGCUGUUACAUUGCAUAGAAACCUUUUUGUGCGAAGACUUAGAUUUUAUUCGCUCUUGUGCGAGCGAGUGGUUUGGGUAGAAGUGUCAAAAGUAAUUUUAAGUUAUGAAAUUAUAUUGAUAUAUUCGUCUAUCUGAGUAUUCAAAGUCAUUGAUUAAAAAGAUCCAUUUAAAUUUC